GUGGCUAAUUGCAUUGCUGUGGUAGAGUUUGCUUCCACAAGUACAGUACCUUGUACCAGUACAGUACAGAGACUUACCUAGACACGAGAACAUAAGAAUAAAGUUGUGUCUUCGCUGAUUUACUUAGAUAUUUAGGAGAGAUCGCUACUACCUCAUGAUCCGAGGGUCAUGCCGUCCCAACUGAUAGAGUUCAGGGUACAAUAUAUCGACGAUGUUGAUCCUUUCAACGUACUAGCCAGCAUCAAACAUGCUGAACCCACUGUACCCAAGAAGUACCAGUUUGUCAAAGGUCUCUCCCUGUAUGACCAGCUGCCAGGGCUCAAGAAAUUGCUCAGAGCUCCUCACAAGAAAAUUGAGGACAUGGUGCUGGUAUACUACCGACGUGAAGACAACGACCUGAAGCACCUCGAUGGUGAGGCAAGUAUCGAGGAGCUCAUUGCUGACUUCAACCUCAUCACUGACAAGAUGAGCGUGAUUGUGCUGAGGACCAAGCUGUCUGUCAGAGUCCACACUGUCAUCGAGACACUCCUCAACUCUGAGGGCACUCCACUCAGACAAGCACUGUUUGCUCUCAAGAGAAUAUUCAAAGAUGACGAGGACCUGGUGUUGGAGUUUGUCUACAACCAAGGUCUCAAUGCCCUCAUCUCAGUGGGCAGAGACAGUGAUCAGACCUACCAACAAUACAUCCUCAAGGCCCUGGGGGAGCUGGCUGUGUAUGUGGAUGGUAUGCACGGGCUCAUUCAAUGCAACGAGAUGAUACAGUGGCUCUACAAGCUCACAGAGUCCAAGUACAGCACGGUGGUGAAGGCGUCCCUCGACCUCCUACUAGUGUUUGUUAAUUACACUGAGAGUAACGAGGGGGGCAACCUCAGUGCUCUCCUGGGAGGGGAUUCCCCCGCCCGUAUGGACUCACCUGACGCCCUCCCCUGUGCCCUCCUCUUCAAGGACGCUAUAGAGGAGGUCGCCGAGAGUACAGGCAAGGAGCCGUGGUCUCUGCUCCUCUCUAUCGUGGAUGAGAAGUCCACAAUGGAGCCAGCCAUACAAGCCAAGGCCAUGAGCCUCAUCACUAGGACCCUGGCUGGUUUCAAUGAUGUGGAGAACUUCUGUGAUGUUGUGGAGGCCUUGGAAGGACAGGGCAUAGAGAAAUGCAUGGACUAUCAUCAGAGGAAAAAGAAAAACCACGACCUACUUAAGGAGAUUACUACCUAUGAGGAGACGAUUCGGCAGGUGUACAGUGUUGAGUUUGAUGAGCAGCCCUCGUCCGAUGGGACUCUUCGUAGGGUCAGAAAGGUUAAAAACACAGCCUCCUCGAGCACUGUGAACUCUGGCAGUGAGGGCAGCGCUCCCAACACUCCCAAGCGUUCUGUAUCCCUCACCAGCGACAAGUUACGUGCCUCCAUUUCAUCGAGUGCUCUUUCCUCGCUACUGGGAGUUGGAGAUGGGGGUGUGGUCAAGAGUAGGGGGACUUCCCCUCGGAGAAGUGUACACAGCAGAGAGAGCUCUCUGGACAACACGCACUCCUCACCAAAGAGAAACGGCCUUGACCCAGGCCACCUGUCCCCACUGUCCUCGUCCACCCCAGUACCCACCAGUCCUCGGAUGGGCCGAGCCACAAGUGCUGGGUCCCCCCUCACCAGGAAACAGCAAAGUGGACAGGAGCCGACCCCUACAGACUCCUCCCCCUCACUUAACGGGAUCACUACGGGAAGGAUGUCCUCAUCACGAUCACGGGAGCGACGACGGAGCAGCGGCCGAAAGAGCUUCUCCUCCGAAGAUGACUCACCCAUCCACAACACUACUAAAGUCAACGAAAGCAUCACAAAAACCACCUCUACCAAUGGUCACUCUGAAAGUAGCAUCAAAAAUGACGCAACUCGAACUACUAAAAUCAAAUCUGCUCCCAUUGACAAACUCAACAGUAGACUAACGAGCAGUAUAGCCGGUACUAAUGGAGUGUCAUCGAACAAACUUGGUAGUUCUAGCGAUACCAGUAUUAUGAGGAAGAGCAAAACCACGAGUGCAUUGCCUCCGAAAUCACCCGAGCGUGUCUCGAACAUGCGUGUAAACGGACGUAAGCCUAACAGAGAUAGUGAUAUUAUUCUCGACGUUGGCUCUUUAUUGGAUGAGCUGAUGGGCGGAGAUGUAGAGAGUUCGGAAGAGGAGGCUACAAACGAUAAGAAGACGAUUAAACCAAUGUCAACACCGAAAUCGCCUCGUGCUAUAAAGGAGAGCGUGAGUAGUCCGGUCAUUAAGCCGAAGAUAUCAGACGAUAAAGUUAGUAAGAACACAGAUGAUAAACCAGCUAGUAAGAUAUCGGAUGAUAAGCCAGCUAGUAAGAACACUACUACUACUACGGCACCGUCACCAAAACGAAGCCCCUCCCACACCAACUUUGGCGAGGAAUUGCCCGUCUAUAGCUUGAGGUCACGCCGCUCUGUAAACAGAAUGGAGGGAGGAAUAAAGAACGAUAGUGAAAAUAGUACCAGCCCAAUUGUAGCAUCUCCGAAAUCCCCUCGUAAAGAGAUAAGUCCAAAAACAACCUCUGAUGUAAGUUCAAAAACGACCACUACUAAAACAGAGUCAGUUGUUAAACCACCCCCUCUGAGGUCAGAGUACAAAGUGAGUACAGAGGAAGAGGAGCAGCUGAAUAUGAGGGGGCAGGUCAGUCGCAGUCGUCGGAGCGUGCUACAUAACGGUCACCAUGCCGACAACGACGAGGGUGAUAAAGACAAAGUGGACGAGAUACCUCAUCGUAUGCGUGCCAGAUCUACCGUGAUAAGCAGCAAUGGCACUAAAGAUCGACUAAAAGUUCGUGCCUUUCAAGAUUUUACUCAAGAUAUGGAAGAGCAACAGAGCACUACUAAACCGAGGGAAAGUCGACGUAAAACACGGCCAUCGUCUGCAGCUGUUGGUGAAACCUCCAUUGGUCGAUCAGGCAGCUUCAAGCGACGACAACAAAUGGAUGGUGAUAAAGCUCUAGGCUUGUUCUACCAUAGUCGGCACUCACAGUCACAGUUUAAUGAUCUUGACACACUGGAUGAAUCGGAACGACACUCAUCCCGUGGGUCUAGUAUGGAAUCAGACCCUCGUAGCCCAACCCUCCGACCAAGGGACUCGCAUAGCUUCAGUCCCAGUCCUCUACCGCAAAGUCCGCUCAUCUCCAAGCAACAGACGUUUGAUCUUGAUCAGAGGAACAUCCUACCAUCUCCCCAGUCCCCCAAAGCUGCGGCUGCUGACGAGGAGAAAGAGAGUGAACUAGAGAGCUCCACAGAGAUGUCGGCUCUACAGAAGCAGCUGCUAAACAGACGCUCAAACAAGGUGAACCUGAAACAGAAGAAGCUCCUCGCUAUGAUGGAGGACGAGACUGUCAUCGACGACCCAAAGGCCAAGCUCACUGGAUUCAAGAAACUAGAGGAACCAGAGAACGUCCCGGAGACGGUGGCACUACCCACGACAGAGAUCCCCGUGGAGGAGAGGAGAGCGGACCUUGAGUGGGCGUAUGCUCCAACAAAUAUUCCCCUCAGGCAACUCAAAGUCAGGGGCCAUGAUUUCACUGAUCUCAUAGACAAAGAUGACGAGGAUUGUUUUAAAGCUCCACCCAUUUCAUUCGGUGGCCCACCCCCUCCCCCUGGACUUCCUGGAGGUCCUCCGCCCCCACCACCCCUCCCUGGCGGACCACCAGGAGCACCCCCUCCGCCCCCGAUGCUUGGAGGUCCUCCACCUGGAGCUCCGCCUCUUCCUGGUGGGGGACCACCUCCGCCACCACCUCCACCUGGCCUUAAACUUCCUGGAGCAUCAAAACCUGCGGCAGCUGUCGCUCUGAAGAAGCUGAACUGGCGAGGGCAGCCUCUUAAUGAUACGUUCAUCAAGCGAGGAGGAGCAGGUGCCAUUUGGAGACAGCUGCCCAAGGUUGAGAUCCCUAGAGACGUGUACACGGAGAUGUUUUCCCAGAAGCCGUCACUGCUCAAUCAAGCAGCUGCUGCACAACCAGGUAUUGAAAAGAAGGAGAAAGAGUUGAAUGUGCUGGACCAGCGCCGGUCCAACAACAUCCUGAUAGAGAUCAAUCGGCUUCCUGCCCCCAGGCAUAUCAAGACUGCCAUCCUCAACAUGGACUACUCGUACUUCAACAAGGAGAUAGUCGAGAAACUGCUCACCAACCUAGCAGCCACACCUGACGAGAAGACGGCCAUUGCUGAGGCCAAGGCGGCCAAACCCGACAUCCCCCUAGGGCGUGCUGAAGAGUUCCUCCACACACUGGCCUCCAUCCCAGAGCUACACGCACGACUGAGUCUGUGGAGGUUCAACUAUGUCUUCCAUCAAAUGGAGGAGGAGUUUGCAGACGCUCUAAUGGAUGUCAAGAAGUCUAUCGCUGACAUCAUGAGUAGCCCCACUCUCAAACUUGCCCUGGGCAGUUUACUAUCAAUUGGAAACUUCCUUAAUGGACGUGAAGUGGAAGCAUUUGACCUGGAGUAUCUGAACAGAGUGGCUGAUGUCAAGGACACUGCCAAGAAGGUGUCCCUCAUGACUCAUCUGGUGGAGCUUGUCAUUGAUCAGUUCCCUAAUAGUACAGAUCUUUACUCUGAACUGCCUCACGUUCACAGAGUGGCCAAGAUGGAUUGGAAAGACACCGAAAGCCUCCUUGAGAAGCUACACUCUGACCUUACCCAAUCCUGGGAACACUUGAGGGCCAUUGCUAAACAAGAGUCUUUCACUAACUCAAUCUCCACAGAAAAGAAAAUGAAGAGUGCAAAGUUCUUAUCAGAGGCGGCCGAGAGUCUAAAGGUCCUCCAGGUGGUGCAUCGGAGGGUCAUGAACCGGUUCAACACGUUAUACGUGUUUAUGGGCCUCAACCCGGCACAGGCAGAGAAACACCAAGUAAGUGGGUUCUGCAAGAUGUUGAGUGACUUUGCGAUGGAAUACAGGACAACGCAUGACAAGGUGCAGGCCAAACUGGAGAGAAUUAAACACGAGAAGGAACGCAACAAGAAGAGAGGGAAGCUGAUUGGCAAGCUUCGAAGUAUGGCUGGACGUGAUAAGGAUACGAGAAAGAAGGAAGACAGGAUCCAAGCAAUACGUGGGGAGGACGUGGACUCUGAUGCAGCCGACCUUGUGGCACUGCUCGCUAAUCAGGUCGUAAAGGACGAGAAGAAGAAACUGAGAUCAGGUAUACGGCAUAAGAAGAAAGGAAAGAACGACAAGAAGAAAAUCAUUCGUAGAACACUGGGUCGUCAAGAAGACUUUGAUCUUUUGGAUCAGUUCAAUCAGAGCCAAGAGAAAUAAAACACUAUCACUCCAUAUAUAAUUAUAUUAACUGUAAAAUUUUAGGUUUUUACACUUCACCCUUUUCAAGGGAGUGUGUGUGUGUGUGGGUGGGUGGAGAUCAUUAUACGUCACAUGUCAGUAAUCAUCACUGCAUCUCAUAAAUUUCUUAUCAAGCACUAAUAAUCUUUAUUUUUUGUCACACUGAACCAAGUUUUAUUGGUAACUAUUUUAAGAGCAGAUUUGUUCAAAUCAUGAUAAUAAUGUUUGAUUG
This is a messenger RNA of Halichondria panicea, 5533 nucleotides long. Its product is annotated as FH1/FH2 domain-containing protein 1-like. Gene Ontology annotation, biological process: cortical actin cytoskeleton organization. Gene Ontology annotation, molecular function: actin filament binding. Lineage: Eukaryota; Metazoa; Porifera; Demospongiae; Suberitida; Halichondriidae. The transcript has 24 exons. The record is from RefSeq and is a predicted model, not a curated record. Gene Ontology annotation, cellular component: cytoplasm; cytoskeleton. The coding region runs from base 169 to 5280 and encodes 1703 amino acids.